AUGACGUCUUCAUCUGUAUCAUCCUUGACAACAUCAUCAGCAACGAAACCUGCAAGGCGAAAACUGAAGCAACUGAGCGAUGACUCUAGCUCAGGAUCAUCAAGUGAUUCAGAAGAAGUCAUACAACCUGCACGAAAAGCAGUAGCCGUGGAAAAAAAGAAGGUGGAAGUGAAAAGAAAACGUGUGUCACCACCUGCGUCAGACAUGUCUUCUAACCGAUAUAGUGAAUCUGGCUCUGAUUCUGAGGAUCGCGUGCCAUCGAGGAAAGGGAACAAGCGCCGAUUCUCAUCCGGCGACAAAAAAUCUGAAAAGAAAAAGUCUCACGGAACGAAUUCGGUCUCUACGAGUACGAAGAAGAAGGCAAAGGCGGCAAGUCGAAAACGUCAAGAUACGAAUACGGACGAGGAAGCGAUCACGCAGCACGAUCCUAGCACAACUUGUGCACUGAAUGCUGAAUGUACAAGGCCGCAAAGCGAGCAAGUCGGAUGGAUAUUCUGUGACGACUGUCAGAACUGGUUCCACAACAUCUGCAUUUUGGGGCGUGAAGAAGCUCCUGAUGAUGAAUUUUUCUACUGUGGUUGUAAAGCGAAGAAGAAGACGAAGAAGCGAUGA
Cooperia oncophora is the source of this 612-nucleotide messenger RNA. NCBI's taxonomy places the organism in Eukaryota, Metazoa, Nematoda, Chromadorea, Rhabditida, Trichostrongylidae. The record is from the annotation of a GenBank genome assembly.